ACUGUGGUCCGUGACUCCGUGGUCUUUAGACGCGAUCAGCCCCGCGUGUUGCCUGGCAACCAAAAAAAAACCCACUGUAGCUUACUAGGUAUCAAACUUCCCUAGGUUACUUUUCAAAAUCUUAACACUCCAUGGCAAUUAAUAAUUAACCACUUAUAGCAUUCGUUAUGAAGUGAAGCACUAUAAGCAUACCGUCACCGUAAUUAUGUUAAGCAAGUCGGGGUUUAGUAGCGAGGACGAGUUCCCAGAAGUCGAUGUGCUCAUCCAACGAAUCCAAGACAAAAACGAACUCAAGAGAUUAAAAGAAACAUCGAAACCACGGAUAGAACGCAUUGCAAAAGAUGGACCUGCCAAUUUAAACACGACAGGAAAACCUACCCCUCUUCGACGAAGAAAACUUGGCCAAGGUCAGACUAUGGAUGGCUCUCUCUUGAAACCUUGGAACGAUACCGUACCCAGCAAGGAGAAAGAAGGCCGAACGUCCAAGUUUAGGGAAUCUCGUCCUAGAGCUGGGGUGAGUACCGAGGCUGACGACCCCUCUGAUGAUGAAUCAGAGCCAUUAGCAAUGAAGGCCCGACAAACGAAGGCUCGUAAAGCAAGCUCCCGUGUAGUUGCCUCUAAGAUACACCCAGACAAUCUAUCAGAGGCAAAGGGUAAGGAACCACUCAAGCAAACCCGCACAGAGAAAAACGACUUUGUGAAGGGUGGAAAAGUCUCAGAGAAAUCAACGAGCCGUUUGACACCCUCGACUCAGUUAGUUAAGGAUUAUGAUGCCUUGAAAGACCUCUUGGAAUUUAGCGAAGAGGAAGAGGAAGAGGAAGAGGAAGAUGAGUCGGAAUUCUUGUCAAUGUCAGAUUCCGAGACGGAUACAUGGAAAUCAGAUGCGGAACCAACCCUAACGCCACCGGGGCGACGUCCAAAAGGCUCAACAUCUCAGUGGGCCAACCCCCAAAGAACGCUAUUCAAAGAUCCAAGCAAGAAGAUAGCUGUUCCUGCUGGUAGGAAACCGAUGGAGGCAAUCACCGGCCCCAAAAAGCAAGCGUCUCGGAAACAGGCGCGCGGUGACUCUGUCCUCAGAUCCUUAAAAGCAUCUCAGUCCGGAAGCCUAGAAGAUACCUUCCAGAAACUUCAGAUCUUUGACGAGGAUUCGGAAUCUGACGAGUCUUUGGUCAAGGGGCCUAAGAAGCAUACUCUAGAACCCACCACACCGAAAAAGACACUCCCUGCCUCGCCCUUUAAAGCGCCUCCCAUACCACCGUCGCCAUGGAAGCCCGAGCAGAAGGAGUUCUGGGACAGCAACGCACACUUCGAUUGGAUCGACCAACACUCACCAGAGAAGAAGCCUGAUGACGGCAGCAAGAAUAAAGCGAAAAGGGACGACGCCAAAACCAAGAUGAACCGCCAACAUAGCAUCAACCUCGAGAAGCGGAACGCGAAAAAGACGUUCGAUGCGAUCAAGGAGGAGCUAGCACGAUCCUUCCUCGCUGAGCUUGAUCAGCGUGUCACAGACGGCCAGCUAGGACAACUCACGCAAAACACGGGCGGGCUACAAAUCACAUGGUCCAAGACACUCAACUCCACGGCCGGGCGAGCGCACUGGAAAUGCAAGACAGUCUCAGUAAGCACGCCGGCCGCGGACGGCAGCUUCCAGAAACGCGAUACGCAGCAGCACUACGCGUCGAUCGAGCUCGCCACCAAGGUCCUGGGCAACGAAUCAUCCCUGCUCAACACCGUGGCCCACGAGUUCUGUCAUCUCGCCGUGUUUCUCCUCCACGGCAGGGUUAAGGCGGCGCACGGCUCCGAAUUUAAAUACUUUGGGGCACUAUGCGGGCGCGCAUUCGCGGACCGGGGCAUCGAGGUCACCACGAAACACAAUUACGAAAUCGACUACAAAUUCAUCUGGCAGUGCGUCGCGUGUGGGUCUGAGGUGAAGCGGCACUCGAAAAGCCUGGAUACGGAAGCCAAGCGGUGCGGUAAGUGUAGGGGACAGUUUAUCCAGACCAAGCCUGCGGUGCGGGGAGCCGGUGGCGCCAGCAACGGCAUGGCUAGUCUAGCGGGUGGUACCAUCAACGGGAAGGAAACGGCAGUGACGACAGCAGCAGCAGCAGCCACGGCCGCGAUGACUCCGGGCAAGAAGAAGCCGAGCGCGUACCAGGAGUUCACGGCCAAGGAGAUAAAGACGCUGAAGCAGACGAACCCGAGCAUGUCUUUUAAAGAGAUGAUGGCAAUUGUGUCGGUGAGAUGGAAGCAGCAGAAGGAGCAGAAUGGGCUGCUGGAACAGAAGAGGGGACAGACUGUGAAGGAGCUGCGGACUGCGGUGGAGGUACUGACGAUUGAAGACGACGAUGACGAUGAUGGAAGAGGAGGCGGCAGUGAUAUGGGAAAGCGGGGCAUGGUUAAGGCUACGGUUCAGAGCACCUACGAUAUCUUCGGGUAGUCUCCGUCGUCGGAAAACCUAGGUAUCUCAUCUAGGGAGCACUACGGGGCAAUGACGGAAAUUUGACGGUUAAUUAAUUCAGGGGCAAAAUUGUGCAACCGAUGGGAUGAGCCAACGGACGAACGUACCAUAUGGACAGGGCAAGCAUAGGAGCAAGAAUGCGAAUUCUAGCGAAACAUAUCACUGUGAAUACCUACCUAGAUAGUAUGUAUCAUAAAAUACCACCAUGGAGUUGUUGUACCUACAUAAUCCAGGUCUGAAGCCAAUAUUGAAAAGAA
Messenger RNA from Hypoxylon fragiforme, 2715 nucleotides. RefSeq names its product SprT-like family-domain-containing protein. Lineage: Eukaryota; Fungi; Ascomycota; Sordariomycetes; Xylariales; Hypoxylaceae. The transcript has 2 exons. Bases 206 to 2437 code for a protein of 743 amino acids. Gene Ontology annotation, cellular component: nucleus. The record is from RefSeq and is a predicted model, not a curated record.